UUUAGCGAGAGACACUCGGACGCGAAAUGAAGUUGCCGAGUUGGCAGCUAUUUCCAGGUUCUCCAAAGCCGAAAGCUACGAUUCCAAUCCAACGCAGUCAUCGUCGUCUUCUUCCCGGCGAGCUCAACUCAAAAAACGAUGUCCUCCCGCCACCGCCGCCUGGCGUCGCUGACGAAACUGCUGACCACCCACGUAAAUGCCGCCCGCCACCGCGAUGCGCUCUCGCUCUUCUCCCGCAUGCUCUCCGCCCCCGACCUCCCGCCGCCCACCGACCCCUCCUUCGCCCACGCCUUCCCGCUCGCCAUCAAGUCCGCCACCGCCCUACGUCUUCCCCGCGCCGCCGCCUCCUUCCACGCGUUCGCCGCCAAGUGUGGUCUUCUCUCCAGCCCCUUCCUCUCCUCGGCCCUCAUCGCGUCCUACGGUGCCGGCGCCUCCCACGAACUCGCCCGCCGCCUGUUCGACGAAUUGCCCGCCCGCAACGCCGUCGUCUGGAGCGCCAUGGUCUCCGUCCACGUCCGGGCGGGCGACCUCACCGCCGCGGCGAGCGCGCUCGACGCCAUGGACGUCGCCCCGACAGCUUCCUGCUUCAACACUGUGAUUGCUGCGGUUGCCGAGUCAGGGGAACAUCCAGCCAGAGCCAUCGAGGUCUACCGACACAUGCGAAGGGUAGGCGUCGCGCCGAGCUUCAUCACUCUGCUGGCGCUCGUCCCCGCGUGCACCGCGAUGGGUUCCUUGACGUCAAUCAAGGAGGUGCACGGCUUCGCGGUGCGGCAUGGCAUGUCCGCGCUUUCCCACAUUGGCAGCUCCCUUAUUGAAGCGUAUGGGCGCUGCGGAUCACUAGCCAGUGCACAGAGGGUUUUCGACCAGGUUCAGGAUCGUGAUGUGGUUGUUUGGAGCUCUCUUGUCUCAGCUUAUGCUUUCCAUGGCCGUGCAGAGGUUGCAAUGUCGCUUUUCAGACACAUGAAGGACCAAGAUGAUGUUCGGCCUGACAGCAUCAUGUUUCUUAGUUUGUUGGCAGCCUGCGCCCAUUCUGUCCAUUCAGAUGAUGCGUUGCAGUAUUUUGAUGUGUUGACCAAGAGAUAUGGAGUGGAGGCAUGCAGAGAUCACUAUUCGUGCUUGGUUGAUGUCUUGGGCCGGGCAGGACGGUUGCAUGAAGCUUACGAGUUUAUACAGACAAUGCCAGUAGAGGCUACAGCAAAAGCCUGGGGAGCUCUUCUUGGUGCUUGCAGGAAAUAUGGGGAGGUGGGGUUGGCAGAGGUUGCUGGGAGAGCAUUGUUUGAGAUCGAACCAGAGAAUGCCGGAAAUUUUGUUUUGCUCGCUAACAUCUAUUCAGGUCGUGGCAUGCAUGAGGAUGCAGAGCGGGUGAGAAGGGAGAUGGAGCAGCGAGGUGUGCAGAGACUGCCUGGUAGCAGUUGGAUGAUAAAUCGCAAGUCAAGUUGCUAAUGCAAUGUCCUGAUAAUUUUUUCGGCCCUGAUGAUGCAUUGUGGAUGCUAGCCAAACUAUGGUUUAGAUUCUUUGCUUGCAGUGAUCCUUUAUGAAAAAUCAGGACACAUUUGAGAAAUGUCAUCACUGGGCACUGGCAGAGCAAGGUUUAUUCAGAUGCAAUGGUCACUUGUGCAUGGAAGAAACAUGAACUUUUCUUCUGUUGCGGUGGAGCAAAUCAGACGUAUGCAUACCAUCAACCGUGACCCUUCUGUGCCCCCAAAUCAAUCUGAGUUUCUUGGCUCUUGUUCCAAGACUUGAGAGUUGAGAUUAGUGCUCCCUCCAUUUGUUGCAUCAUAAGAAUUUAUACUUUGAUUACCAAUUAUCAACUACAGCAUGCUAAACAGCUAUUAUCCAUGGAACUAGGUUAGGAUUGAUAUUCAGUGUAAACUCCCAAAGUUUAACCGAAGCAGUUAGCUUUGUACCAUCUUAUUCAUACAUUUCCGAUGUCAUUUUCCAAUCUGAUAUGGUGUGGACUUAUACUCUUGAAAUACAAGCUUAAAUGCCAUCUUUGUCA
This is a messenger RNA of Panicum virgatum (switchgrass), 1999 nucleotides long. RefSeq names its product putative pentatricopeptide repeat-containing protein At1g03510. The transcript has 2 exons. Gene Ontology annotation, biological process: RNA modification. The record is from RefSeq and is a predicted model, not a curated record. Gene Ontology annotation, molecular function: RNA binding; protein binding. The coding region runs from base 139 to 1443 and encodes 434 amino acids. Lineage: Eukaryota; Viridiplantae; Streptophyta; Magnoliopsida; Poales; Poaceae.